Messenger RNA from Xyrauchen texanus (razorback sucker), 696 nucleotides. RefSeq names its product claudin-15-like. Gene Ontology annotation, molecular function: structural molecule activity. The transcript is spliced from 5 exons. The record is from RefSeq and is a predicted model, not a curated record. The coding region runs from base 1 to 696 and encodes 231 amino acids. Lineage: Eukaryota; Metazoa; Chordata; Actinopteri; Cypriniformes; Catostomidae. Gene Ontology annotation, cellular component: plasma membrane; bicellular tight junction. Gene Ontology annotation, biological process: bicellular tight junction assembly; cell adhesion.
AUGAAAAACACACUGCAAAUUAUUGCACUCGUCUUAGGUUUUUUGGGGUGCAUGUGUACUUUAUUAUCAUUGCAUAAUCACUACUGGAAAAUGUCAUCGACAGAUGGUAGCGUCAUCACUACCGCCAACAUCUUUGAAAACCUCUGGAUGUCCUGUGCAGAUGACUCCUCUGGUGUUUACAAUUGUUGGGAUUUUAAGUCCAUGUUCGCUCUACCAGGUUAUAUCCAAGCAUGCCGUGCACUAAUGAUCACGUCUAUUGUGAUGGGCUCUUUCGGACUGGUGGCGACUCUUGUGGGUAUGCAGUGUUCCAAAAUAGGAGGGGAGAAUUACAUCAUGAAGGAUCGGAUCACAGGAAUCGGAGGGGUCUUCUUCAUACUGCAAGGUCUGUGCACCAUGAUUGCAGUGUCUUGGUAUGCUUCCAAAAUCACUCAGGAAUUCUUUGACCCACUUUAUCCUGGAACAAAGUAUGAAAUCGGAGAUGGCCUGUACAUUGGUUGGAGUUCAGCCACACUGGCUUUAUGUGGCGGCAGCUGCUUACUGUGUGCCUGUAGACUGCAUGGCCCAGAAGAAAUAAAAUCAGAUCUUCAGAACUUCAGGACGUACUCCUACCAGCCUCAAUCCAGGAGUGCAGAUCAAACUGCCCUUGCAACAUCCCACGCCACUUCUAGCCAAUAUGGACUCAACGCAUAUGUGUAA